AUGGAUGCCAUGAAGCGAUCGGCCGCAUCCGACAAGCAGGACAAGGCGCGGGUGACGCUCAUGGAACGCCAAGACCACGAGACGGGCAACGCGCCGAUGCUAGCCCAGCUCCGCAUCAGCGAGCUCGACAAGCUCGUGGCGCGGGUCAAGCAAAAGCAAGCGCUCAUCAACGACAUCAUGGCCAAGUACAACGACGAGCUCGCGCACAUUGAGAAGGAGUCGCGCAAGAUCCACGAGCGCUACGACCCGCUGUGCGCGCGCCUCGCCGAGCGCCUCGCCGAGCAGAAAGCCAACCAAGCCCAUUACGACACGAUUGCCAAAAACUUUGGCCAAAUCCUCAGCACGACCAAAGCCCGCUUGCGGAGCAGCCAAACCGAAGGCCUUCACAACCUGCGCCGCGAAGCCACGGCCGAGCUCGCGGCGACGCGCGGCUUUGCCUCAGACGUCGCGAGCACGUUUCAUCAAAAGGGUCGAAAGUAG
Molecule: messenger RNA, 480 nt
Organism: Saprolegnia parasitica CBS 223.65
Lineage: Eukaryota; Oomycota; Saprolegniomycetes; Saprolegniales; Saprolegniaceae
Exons: 5
Coding region: 1-480 (159 amino acids)
Source: RefSeq, a predicted model, not a curated record